AUGUCGGUCUCAUAUCUCUCAAUAACUGCUUUCUACAUCACAGUCGUAAUAUUGCUUGCACGACCCAUUCACGCCUUCGGUGCUGGAAAUAUUGCCUCGGUCUCGACAAUUGAGGGUAGCAACUGGCGCCAUGGAGAUAUUGAGGAUACAUUACUUCUGCUUCUCAUGUCCAAAUCAGCCGGAGGAAAAAAGUUUGACAAACUCAGUGUUGCACGUGUCUACUUUGGCAACUGGCUUAGAGAUUACUCUCAGGCCAUCGAUGUCGGAACUGUCAAGUACGUAUCAGCAGAAGCUAUACGUAUACUUCUCUGGAUUCUUGGGUUUAUGACUUUUGGGUAUGGCACAAAAGAGUUUGAAGUUACGUCUAGUCGCCUCGGUUGUUAUCGGCCUGAAGAUCAUAUCGACAAUCCAAAAGAUUAUGCCGAUAACGUAGACGCUUCUCAAUAUGAUUCCCGUCUCCGAGGUCCAGUAAACGAACGCAUUGAAUUGGCAAUUGACCCAAAAACUGGAAUGAAAAACUAUAUUGCCAACGAAAGAGUAAAUAUUAUGACGUCUGCUUUACAUGUCCGAAAAAUUUUUGUUGAAAGUGUCCGGCUUGGUAGGUCAUAUGCCCGAACCAACAACAAGGAUGAACUUUUCGAAGCCCUUCGUCUACUUGGUACCGGUCUUCACUGUUUAGAAGAUUUCUCUGCCCAUUCCAACUAUAUUGAAUUAGCACUUAUUGAGCUUGGAGAGCGAAACACGUUUCCUCAUGUCGGAUCUCGCACUCAAAUACGUCUGGAGGGCUCCCGAGAAUCAGUCUUCCCUUUGGUUACUGGAACAUUUGGUGGAGUUGAUUUUUUACACUCUGUGCUAGGGGAGUUUAACGAUAAAGCAACCCAGAGUGAAAUCCAACAACUUGAAGGUACCAUGAAAGCAGACAGCAAGGGUGAUACUUCUCUACUCAAGGAACUUUUGAAUAAGAUACCCGCAGGUAUACUUGGUGGAAAAAAUGAUGCGAAUAGAGCAGAUCAACUAAAAACUGAUGCUGCUGCUGCACAAGUGAAUAACGUUCGAGUCUCCCCUCGCAAGCCCGAGGAAUUUACUCGACAGAUGCAAGAAAUUGUUAAGCAAAUUUUUCCCAUCAUUGAGUGGCACGACGAUGUCAUGAAGAAUCUUACGGAGACAAUUGAGAAGCUUCCAAUUUUACCGGAUCUUAUUUCUACUCUUGAAGAACAGCUCAAUAUUUUUGUGUUUUCCUUGAUUGCACCCUUCAUUUUACCCGUUAUCAAUCAAGUCAAGGAUGAACUAAGCACUGGCUCCUCUGAAAUCAUAAAAAGUAGUGUGGACAAACAAUUUGUCGUUUUUAAUGAUGAUCAUUCAAGUGAUCCAACUCAUUCUAUGUUGUCCAAAGAUCAUUUUUCAAAUAUUCUCAAUGAACCUGCUGGAUUGAUUGCUUCAGAGGUACUUAAGUGGGUCGUACCUCAGCUUAUCCAAUGUUGGGAUGAUGAAAAUAUUGAUUGCAACCGUACUAUAAACAGAAUUGUUAACGGAGUAUUUAACCACCCAGCACAACGUGAUCAUGGCGAAGAUGGUGCCAUGGAUGGGCGUCGUAUCAUGUUUGAGGUUGUUAACAAGUGGUGGUCUAAGAUAGAUAGCCAUAAAAAGAAUGAAUUACGGCAAAAACUUUCUCGCAAUGGGGUACAAAAUGGGGAUAAUCACGUUGGCUCGAAAGAUUCAGGACAUGGAUGUGGUCAUCCAAUAAAAAUGAGCAAAAAAACAAAAAACGGAAAGCUUGGCUCAGGAGCAGCAGCUAUGGCAAUGAAUGAGCUGAGUUCGGCUUUUACGGGAAAGAAAACCUCUGGUGGGUCAUCAAAUAUGGGAAAGUUAGCUUCUAAUGUUGUAGGUGGAGGACACCUUGGAGGUUUGGUUGGUGCAAUUGCAGAAGGAGCUGGAGAAUCACUAUUUUCAGGUCGUAAAAACUCAGACGCUCAACAUCAUGACUCGUCAAGCUAUGGUCAAGAGUCUAGUUACAAGCAGAGCCAUUCUGGAAACGAGUAUGAUAGCGGGAAUAAUGCACCAUCUGGUUACCCUCAAACAAAGCAUCACGGCUCCUCCGGACAUGAAUCUUCAGGCUAUGGUCAAGAGUCUAGUUACAAGCAGAGCCAUUCUGGAAACGAGUAUGAUAGCGAGAAUAAUGCACCAUCUGGUUACCCUCAAACAAAGCAUCACGGCUCCUCUGGACAUGGAUCUUCAGGCUAUGGUCAAGAGUCUAGUUACAAGCAGAGCCAUUCUGGAAACGAGUAUGAUAGCGGGAAUAAUGCACCAUCUGGUUACCCUCAAACAAAGCAUCACGGCUCCUCUGGAUAUGGAUCUUCAGGCUAUGGUCAAGGAAAACAACCUACACAGGACUUUUCAGAGCCUAGCUACCAAGAUGGAUUAAGCCAUAAAACUCAUUCUGCCUCGAAAAAUUUCGGUAGCUCGUCUAGUCAAGGAAGAGAAAGUCAUCAGAGCUAUGGAGGUAACGAUUCAGUAGGAGGGUCUUCCAAAUACGAUGAGCAGGGAAACUAUGGCAAAAUUCACGAGUAUGAUGGUUCCGAAGGGCUAAAUUCUGGGCGCAAAAGCGAUGGGCUUAAAAAUACGCUAGAAAACUUGGUUGGUGGUAAAGCUAUUGGGGGAUUUGUCAAUGCAUUUGUGGGUAAUAGUAGCCAAGGAAAUCGUGAGGGAAAUAAUGAUGGGCAGCAAAGAAAAAGCCAAGGUGGCUGGUUUUCCUGA
Molecule: messenger RNA, 2754 nt
Organism: Blumeria graminis f. sp. triticale
Lineage: Eukaryota; Fungi; Ascomycota; Leotiomycetes; Helotiales; Erysiphaceae
Source: the annotation of a GenBank genome assembly